GUCAACUGCUUGGAUCGGCAUGUUCAGAAGUCCCCGGAGAGUGUUGCUUUGAUCUGGGAGCGAGACGAACCCGGAACGGAAGUGAGGAUCACCUACAGGGAACUGUUGGAGACCACGUGCCGCCUGGCCAACACAUUGAAGAGGCAUGGAGUUCGUCGCGGGGACCGUGUGGCCAUCUACAUGCCUGUGUCCCCACAGGUUGUGGCUGCAAUGCUUGCCUGUGCCAGGAUUGGGGCUGUCCACAAUGUCGUCUUUGCUGGCUUCAGCGCACAGUCCUUGGCUGGGAGGAUCAAUGAUGCAAAGUGCAAGGUGGUUAUCACCAUCAACCAAGGACUGAGGGGAGGACGCGUGUUGGAGCUGAAGAAGAUAGUGGAUGAAGCCGUGAAGCACUGCCCAACGGUCCAGCAUGUCCUGGUGGCUCACAGGACGGAAAACAAGGUCCCCAUGGGGAAGCUGGAUGUCCCCCUGGAGGAGGCCAUGGCCAAGGAGGACACUGUGUGUGCCCCAGAGAGCAUGGGCAGCGAGGACAUGCUCUUCCUGCUGUACACCUCCGGGAGCACCGGGAAGCCCAAGGGGCUCGUGCACACCCAGGCGGGCUACCUGCUGUUUGCCGCCCUGACGCACAAGGUACGGCCUUGGUGGUGGGCAGAGCAUGGGUGGUGCUCACCUCCCUGGUGGGAUAGGGCAGGGGGCCAGAUUCCUUCUUCACCGACUCCGUCCACACCUUUGGGGAUCCCUGGACCUGCUGCGGUUGGACCCCAACAACCAGUGGGGCCGUGGAGGAGGAGAGGCAGCACCCACGGGGCUAUGGAGCCACAGCACCUGGGCCGGAGCCCCCUGCCUGGGCCCACUCCCCACCCACAGUGGAGGGGACCAGGAGCCAAGACUAGUUUUGUCUCAGAGAAAAGUCCUUGUGACAGUAGGGGCUGUUUCCUUGCUCCAAAUCGGCAGUUCCACCCACUCUGUCCCAGCCAGUCUGUCCCAGAUUCUUGGUGGGUUGGCCUGGAUAAAUGUGGCACUAGCCCCUCGGCCCAUCGGCAUUUCUUCCCUGUCAUCCCCAUAGAGACAGGCGGCAUCUGCAUCGCACCACGGCCCUCGGAAGAAGGGGCGGAAAUCCUCCCUGCCAUGGCAAUGAGGCCCUUCUUUGGCAUUAUCCCGGUUCUCAUGGAUGACAAGGGGAACGUUUUGGAGGGCAACAAUGUCUCCGGGGCUCUGUGCCUCUCACAGGCCUGGCCGGGCCUGUCCAGGACCAUCUACGGAAACCACCAGAGGUUCCUAGAGACCUAUUUCAAGGCUUACCCAGGUGAGCGGGAUGCCUUUCCACACCCUGCUGGAGCCCUAUUCUCAGAACAUGUUUCUAAGGGGACAGUGCCUGUGAGCGUCCCUCAUGCAGGUUCAGAGCAGGUGCUUGAUAUCGACAAAGUGUCUGUGCUAAAGUAUGGGAUGGCCAUUGCUGCCCAGCAGACUGCCAUGACGGAGCUGUCCAUCAUGGGGCUCAUGUGGAUGAAACCAGAGACUGUGGACCUCACGAUCCCCUGGGAAGAGCCCUUCUUACCUCAAUGCAGUCGGACGCUGGCUGGGUAUGCGGGCACCACCCGAGACUCUAAUAUUGCACCCCUUCCUUGCCAGAUAGUGAAACGUCUUCCAAAAACUCGGUCUGGAAAAGUCAUGCGGAGGCUCCUGAGGAAGAUCAUCACGGGCAAAGCUCAGGAUCUGGGGGACACCACCACCCUGGAGGACCCCAACAUCAUCUCGGAAAUACUGAGUGCCUACCAGAAGCACAAAGACAAGAAUGCUGCUCGCCAGUGAUGGGCUGUGACCAAGACCCAGCGCCCAAGCCCCUAACUUGUCCUAGGACAUGGCUGUCAGUUGGCUUGUUUUUAGAUGUCCCAGAGAAGUGCCCUCCCAGCAUAUAACCCACACCGCCCCUCGUGGAAAGUCCGCGCUAAAACCCCUUCCCCUUUGUGUUGGCGAACCCAUGCGACGAUUCUAUAAAAUUGGUUAGAGUCUGUU
Messenger RNA from Myotis lucifugus (little brown bat), 2013 nucleotides. RefSeq names its product acyl-CoA synthetase short chain family member 1 (gene ACSS1). The annotation marks the transcript as partial. Lineage: Eukaryota; Metazoa; Chordata; Mammalia; Chiroptera; Vespertilionidae. The transcript has 8 exons. Gene Ontology annotation, molecular function: acetyl-CoA synthetase activity. The record is from RefSeq and is a predicted model, not a curated record. Gene Ontology annotation, cellular component: mitochondrion. Gene Ontology annotation, biological process: acetyl-CoA biosynthetic process.